This is a messenger RNA of Zingiber officinale, 586 nucleotides long. RefSeq names its product calcium-binding protein PBP1-like. Gene Ontology annotation, molecular function: calcium ion binding. The record is from RefSeq and is a predicted model, not a curated record. Lineage: Eukaryota; Viridiplantae; Streptophyta; Magnoliopsida; Zingiberales; Zingiberaceae. The coding region runs from base 191 to 523 and encodes 110 amino acids. The transcript has a single exon.
UCCUCGUGAACCUCCCACAAAUAAUCGCAGCGACCGCCUCCAAAAAGCUUCCUCACGACACCACAUUCACAUGCACGCAACGUAAUGCACAGAAGCUUAACUUCCUUCUCACCGUCCUCUUAAACCUCGACCUUGGAUUUCUAUAUAUACGCGCAAUGGCUUCAACCAACUUACAAACUAAGAUAUCGUCAUGGAAGAGGAGAAACCUGAAUCGUCGAUCGAGUUCGAGGACUUGUUGCCUGUGAUGGUGGCGCGGCUAGGCACGGAGGGGCUGAUGGAAGAGCUGUGCAAGGGGUUCCGACUGCUCAUGGAUCCGGCGAAGGGUGUCAUCACUGCGGAAAGCCUCAGGCGAAGCUCUGCCACUGCACUUGGACUCGGCGGCUGCAUCACCGAGGAGGAGGCGGCGAGUAUGGUGAGGGAGGGUGACCUCGACCGGGAUGGUGUGUUGGACCAGAUGGAGUUCUGUGUGCUCAUGCUCAGGUUGAGCCCUGAGCUCAUGGAUAUGCAUGAGAGAUGGUCUUAAGUUUCUUGUAACUGCUGCUUAUUUUCUCUAAGAAAAAUAAAUUAGAGCAUUCAAAUCUAUUAA